Ruditapes philippinarum (Manila clam) is the source of this 1779-nucleotide messenger RNA. RefSeq lists its product as uncharacterized. The transcript has 14 exons. NCBI's taxonomy places the organism in Eukaryota, Metazoa, Mollusca, Bivalvia, Venerida, Veneridae. The record is from RefSeq and is a predicted model, not a curated record. The coding region runs from base 22 to 1779 and encodes 585 amino acids.
AUUGGGAGGAGUUUCAAACAAAUGAUGCGGCAGGAGAGGGGGGGGCAUUUCCGGUUUAUAAACAUUCUUGCAGAGCUUGAUCAACCGGGCGAGUACUAUCUUGACCGAGUAAGUGGAAAGUUGUAUAUGUGGGCACCAAAUCACGAUGGGAAUAUACAUUCAUCUGAUGUACUAUAUAUUUCUAUGAUUAAUAAUUGCUUUGAAAUUUAUCCUCCAGCUGAAAAUAUCCAUCUUGAAGAUUUCACUUUAGAAGAAUGCCGAAGGCACGGCGUUUUUGCUAUUAAUAUGAAGGGAAUAAAGCUGUACAAGCUUGAAAUUCGAAAUACUGGUAAUAUAGCCGUAAAUAUAAUUGGAGAUUCAAGGAAUUGCCAGAUUUCACAGUGUUACGUUCAUGAUACUUGCGGGGGAUUAUGGAUGAACGGUGGAAACAGGACAAUCUUAGAAUCUUCAGGCAAUGUUAUACAACACAAUGAAGUAACCCGGUUUGACCGCCUUGGGGCAGCUGGACUUGAAGGUAUUCAUGCAAAUGGCGAUGGUUUCAUCAUCAAAAACAAUCAUGUUUAUGAUGGACAAGGCAGGGCGGUUGUUUUCUUGGGUAAUGACAUCAACAUUAGAAAUAACCUUAUUCAUCACGUGUGUAAAAACAUGUCAAAUUGCCAAGCCUUGAUCUCGUACAAUGACGUGUCGUUUCGUGGGAAUAUAAUUCAGACCAACAUUGUGCAUGAUGUCUAUAAAUUUAUUCCUGGUGGUGCAAAUAAAGCUAUACAUCUUGACAACUUAAUAUCCGGUGUCAAAAUAGUGAAUAACGUAUUCUAUAAUAACGGAAUACACGUAACUAUCGGAGGGGGACAGUAUAACGAAAUCAAAAACAAUGUCAUGUAUAAUGCCAAGUAUGGAAGCAUUAGCGUCGAUACUCGUGGAAUGAAUACAAACCUUAGUAGAAUGCUCGAUGAGCGGUUACAUGCAAUGCCGUACAAUGCAUCCCUGUGGAGUCUACGUUACCCUCAUCUUGCAGACAUUGAUCCUGUACAUGAUGGAUACCCUCCAAUAGGUAAUCAAAUAAUCAAGAAUAUGAUUUAUGCUGCUCCACACACAUAUAUCAUACGUGGAAUUCCUUCACAACUACAAGCCAACGCAUCAGCUUACUUCAACCUAUCACAAACUGGCUUUUCGAGUGGAAGUGGAGACCAUGUAGAUGUAUCCCAACGUGAUCUUAGGGUAAUAUGUAGGGCUAGAACGUGGGCAAGCAUUAUUGGAUUUCAUCAAGCAAUAACUCCUAAUUAUGUCGGUCCGUCUUAUCCUGUUGGCCCAACUUAUCUAAACAGAGGGAGAGUGCACCUCGUUAAUACAACUGUACCUUCAAACUGUACGACAAAACCCCCACCAACAGAACAACCAGUCCCUUCAUAUAUACCUGAUGGUUCAAACGGAAAUGAGGUGUUCCACAGAGUGGAUAAAACAGGUUGCUGGUUGAAUGUUACGAAAUGUGCCAAACACCCUACCACUAUCGGUGCAUACAGGGACAUGUAUGGCGAGCGUUACCGUAACGCCUCAGCGAACGAGUCAAUGUGUUUCCGCCGGGCAUUAGAGCAUUGGCAACUGUGUGGAUCUAACUUAAAUGACCCUGUGCUAGUUACUUAUGGUCCAACUGGAAACUCUACGCUUGGUGGUGACAGCUGCUUUGCUUCUUGGUACGGAUGUCCAAAACACGGGGGAAAACCAGAAGAUGGGUUCACGGCCGUAAAACAACAUCGAAACGGCCCCGAUGGUUUCCGUUGA